AUGUUCAUUCCGGACUUGAUGCACAAGUUUGAGCUAGGCGUAUGGAAGGCGAUCUUCACCCACCUCCUUCGCAUUCUUUAUGCCGUCAGUGAGGAUGCAAUUCAGAAGUUCGACAUGCAAUUCCAUAAAGUUCCAACAUUUGGACGUGACACAAUUCGCCGAUUCAGUAACAAUGUUUCCGCGAUGAAGAAACUGGCUGCGCGCGAUUUUGAGGACAUUCUCCAGUGCUGCAUUCUGGUAUUCGAAGGCCUAAUCCCCUCUAAGAAAUACAACAACAUUGUCAUGGACCUGCUCUUUGAACUCACAGCUUGGCAUGCCUAUGCGAAGCUUCAUUUGCACACUGAACACACCCUUCAGGUGUUUGAACGUGCAACAGCUACACUUGGCGCAGCUAUCUGUCACUUCAGGAAGACAGAUGCAAUGGACUUCGACGAUGAUCCCGAGGAGCCUCUGGAUGAUACGCGCCUUGACUUCGCUGACAAAGAGCCACUUCUGCGCACAUCCCCAAAAGUGCAUUACCACAUGUCCAAGUCACAGCAUUUCUGCGAGGACAUUAUAAGCUUUGUGAUACGGAACAAAGGAGAUCCCGCAUUCAAGAUGUUCAUGCCGUCGCUCAAGGAUCACCUUCUCACUCGCCUUACUGGUCGUGCAUACAACGGCGAUGAAGACACGUUCACACACAAGGAACACAAUCAGAUCUUGUUCCUCGACAACAAGCUCUACCGGCACAAGGUGCUCCGAAUCAAUUACACCAUGUACGAUAUGCGCCAUGCCCAGGAUUCCAUAAAUCCUCGCACACACCCCGAUGUCAUGGUGCUAUCACACGAAGAUGGCGAAGAUGCUGAUCAACACCCUUAUUGGUACACCCGUGUCGUUGGAGUCUUUCACGUCAAUGUGUGUUAUCGCGGGCCGUUACCGAUAUCCCGACAGCCACAACACAUGGACUUUCUGUGGGUACGUUGGUUUGGUCGCGAUCUUACAGCACCAGGUGGCUUCAAGACCCGCCGCUUGCACCGUGUCGGGUUCGUCGAUCGUGACAUGUUCAUGAGAUACCUCGGUGGUGGUGUCGGACACAAGGGAACAGGUAUUACCCUGCCAACGGUCGGGGAUGAGAUGGAUAUAGACGAUGAUGAGUCAGAUGAUGACAAGUCGGACGAUGACGAGUCGGACGAUGACAAGCAAUCCGUGGAUUGUUUGGUGCAAGAUGAAGACGAAGGUCAGAUUGGACAGGAAGAAGAUGACUACAGCUACAGGGAUUCGGAUGACGAUGAAGAUGAGCAGGGCACUGGAGGCGAAGGAAGUGAUCAUGAAGAGGUUGAAGAACUUGGCCCGGAGGAUGGCGAGGAUGGUGAAGAGGACGAGUAUGGCGACGAAGGCUAUGCGCCGCUGUAG
Messenger RNA from Sparassis crispa, 1392 nucleotides. RefSeq lists its product as hypothetical. NCBI's taxonomy places the organism in Eukaryota, Fungi, Basidiomycota, Agaricomycetes, Polyporales, Sparassidaceae. The coding region runs from base 1 to 1392 and encodes 463 amino acids. The transcript is spliced from 6 exons. The record is from RefSeq and is a predicted model, not a curated record.